UAAAAGCUGCUUCCUGUUUGGGCAUGAGUCCGGCGUGUGUCUGGUUUUGAGCUGCGGCGAUCCCGGGACUGGGAUAAGGCAGCUCCAGUCCCUGGAAGGCCAGAGACUUGCCAGUGUCCCACUAGCGGGCUCUUUACAAGAAUCUCCCCGGGCCCGCCGCAGCCAGGUGGCGGCCGGCAGAGGGCGCUGCUGGGGCAUGGCGGAGGAGCGGCCGGGGGCCUGGUUCGGCUUCGGUUUCUGCGGCUUCGGGCAGGAGCUGGGCUCCGGACGCGGACGCCAGGUGCACAGCCCCAGUCCGCUGCGGGCGGGCGUCGACAUCUGCCGCGUGAGCGCGAGCUGGAGCUACACCGCUUUCGUGACCCGUGGAGGCCGCGUGGAGCUGUCGGGCUCAGCCAGCGGCGCGGCGGGAGGCUGCAAGGACGCGUGGGCCUCUGAGGGGCUCCUCGUGGUGCUGCGCGCCGGGCCGGGACCGGAGGCGUUACUGCAGGUCUGGGCGCCCGAAUCGGCGCUGCGUGGGGAGCCCUUGUGGGCCCAGAAUGUGGUGCCCGAGGCCGAAGGGGAAUCCGAUCCGGGCAGUGAGGCCCAGGCUGGGAGGCUACCCCUGCUGCCCUGCGCCCGUGCCUACGUGAGCCCGCGGGCGCCCUUCUACCGGCCUCUGGCUCCGGAGCUGCGGGCACGCCAGCUGGAGCUGGGCGCCGAGCACGCGUUGCUGCUGGACGCGGCUGGCCGGGUGUUCUCCUGGGGCGGGGGCAGGCAUGGACAACUGGGCCAUGGGACCCUGGAGGCAGAGCUGGAGCCACGGCUGUUGGAGGCGUUGCAGGGCCUAGUCAUGGCUGAGGUGGCCGCGGGGGGCUGGCAUUCUGUGUGUGUGAGUGAGACUGGGGAUAUUUAUAUCUGGGGCUGGAAUGAAUCAGGGCAGCUGGCCCUGCCCACCAGGAACCUGGCAGAGGAUGGAGAGACUGUCGCAAGGGAAGCCACAGAACUGAAUGAAGAUGGUUCUCAGGUGAAGAGAACGGGCGGGGCUGAGGAUGGAGCCCCUGCCCCCUUCAUAGCUGUCCAGCCCUUCCCAGCAUUACUGGAUCUCCCCUUGGGCUCAGAUGCAGUCAAGGCCAGCUGUGGAUCCCGGCACACAGCUGUGGUGACACGAACAGGGGAGCUCUACACCUGGGGCUGGGGUAAAUAUGGACAGCUGGGCCACGAGGACACCACCAGCUUGGAUCGGCCCUGCCGUGUGGAAUACUUUGUAGAUAAGCAACUCCAAGUAAAGACUGUCACCUGUGGGCCCUGGAACACCUACGUGUAUGCUGUGGAGAAAGGGAAGAGCUGACGUGUGUAUGUAUAUGUAUAUACAACACCUGUGAAACCCCCAUUCAGGUCAAGGAAGACCAUUGCCUGCACCCCAAGGGCCCGGUAUUUGCUCCUCCCCAUCACAGCCCUGCCCUCCACCCUCAAGCCCGGUCCUAAACUUGGCUGCACUUUAGAAACAGCUGGAGAGCAUUGAAAACUCUGCUGCCUAAGGUCAGCAUCAAUGAAAACAAUGAAAUCAAUGAAACGAUGAAAUCAAUGAAACAAUGAAAUCAGAGCCUCUAGGUGUGUGGCCUGGAUGGUGGUAGAUUCAAAGCUCCGCCCACCUCACCCCAGGUACAUUUGAUGUGCAGCUGAGAUUGGGGCACAUUCCAGGUCAUCUUCCUUUGUCAGUCACUUCCCUGCUUUCGUUUGAAUUUUACCAUGCUUGUAUGCAGCCUUAUACAACAUAGUUGUGUUUGCUUUUGAGUGUUAGGUAAAUGGAAUCCUGUAUAUGUGCUUUUGUGUCGUUUUUGUCACUCAGCAUUGUGUGAUCCAUCCUUGUUGGGUCCUGGAGUUCAUUCAUUUUUAAUGCUAUAUGGUGUUCUGUUGUAUGAAUAACACCUCAAGUGAUACAGCCUUGUUGAUGGUCAUUUUUAUUGUUUCUGAUUUUGGUCAUUCCACAUAAUACUUUGAGCAGUCUUCUGCACAUGUGCACAAGUUCCUUUGCAGAACAUCGAGUUGAAUUGCUAAGUCAAGAGAUACCUUUAAUUUUACUAGAUAACUGUUGCCCCCAGCAGGGUGGGGUCUACUGUGGCUGAAACGUCAGGUCGAUGCACACUGGUUUUAAUUUGCAUUUCCCUGGAUACUGAUGAGGUUGAGUAGCUUUUGUGUUUUGGAUGGCUGGGCGUGGUGGCUCACACCUGUAGUCCCAGCACUUUGGGAGGUUAAGCAGGGAGAUUGCUUGAGGCGAAGAGUUCAUAUGUUUAUUGGCCACUUGGAGUUUUUCUGUUGUGAAGUGCCUGUUCAAGUUUUCUGGCCUUUUAAAAUGUUCUGUAUUUUCCUUAGUCAUUUUUCUUUUGGAUAUUUCAGAUAAAGUCUUUUGGGAGUUAGUAUUCAGAGUAUCUUCUGCUACAAUGUAGUUUGUUUCAGUCUCUCUUGGUAUUACCAAUUUUAAUACUUAGGUGAUGUUUACUCCGUGCCAGGUAAGGCUCAAAGUGCUUCACAAGUAUCAACUUAUUUUGAUAAAAUAAGCUUAUCAGUAGUUUUCUUUAUGGUUAAAUUGUAUUUGUGCAUGUGUGUGUGUGUGAUUUAGCAAAUGUUUCCCACCCAUGGGGUCUUUUUUUUCUUUUUUAUUGUGGUAAAAUAUACUGAACAUAAAAUUUAUGUUCAAUAAAAAACAGAAAAAUUGUUUUUAACCAUUUUUAAGUACAUAGUUCAGUGACAUUAUAUGCAUUCACUGUUGUGCAACUGUCACCCCUAUGCAUUUCCAGAACUUUUUCGUCAUUCUAUGCUGAAACUCUGCGCAUUAAACACUUAACUCGCCACUCUCCCCUUCCCCAGCCCCUGGCAACCACAGUUCUAACCUUGUUUCUAUGACUACUGUAAUGCCUCAUGUAAGUGAAAUCCCAUAGUAUUUGUCUUUUCAUGACUAGCUUCUUUCACUUAGCAGCAUGUCCUCCAAGUUCAUCCAUGAUGUAGCUUAUGUAUCUAGACUUCCUGCCUUUUAAAGGCUAGGAUUCUGUUGUAUGUAUACACUGCGUUUUAUUCAUCCGUGCAUUGGUGGAUAUUUGAGUUGUUCGCUACAGUGAAUAAUGCUGCUGUGAACAUGGGUGUACAACUCUCGAGUCUCUGCUUUCAGUUCUUUUGGAUGUAUACCCAGAGUGGAAUUGCUUGUGUGGUCAUUCUAAUUUUUUUUGAGGAACUGCCAUACUGUUUCCCACAGAGGCUGCAUCAUUUUACAUUCGCACUGGAAGUGCACAUGAAUCCUAAUUUCUCCACAUCUGCGUCCACACUUGUUUUCUAUUUCUUGGUUAACAGCCAUCCUAAUGGGUGUGAAGUGGUAUUUCAUUGUGUUUUUUUUUUUUGGACAGAGUCUCUUUGUUGUUCAGGCUGGAGUACAGCCUUCACCUCCUGGGCUUAAGCCAUCCUCCCGGGUAGCUGGGGCUACAGGCACAUGUGACCACAUCUGGCUAGUUUUUUGUAUUUUUAGUAGAGAUGGGGUUGUGCCAUGUUGCCCAGGCUGGUCUCGAAUUGCUGGGCUCAAGCGAUCCACUUGCCUUAGCCUCCCAAAGUACUAGGAUUAUAGGCAUGAGCCUUCGUGCCCGGCCAAGCCAUUUUUUAAAAUGGACAAAAGUCAACAAAGAUGACAGAAGGAUAGCAAAUGAAAGCAUAUGAAAAGACACUCUACAUCAUUAGUCAUUAGGGAGUUGUAAAUGAAAACCAUAGUGAGACACCACUUCAUACACAGAAUAACUAGAAUUAUAUAAAGGCUGAACAUACCAACUGUUGGUGAAGAUCUGGAGAAACUGGAACCUUCAUACAUUACUGGUAGGAAUGUAAAAUGGUACAACUGCUUUGGACAACAGUUUGGCAUUUCUUUCUUUUCUUUUUUUUUUUUUUGAGAUGGAGUCUUGCUCUGUUGCCCAGGCUAGAGUGCAGUGGUGCAAUCUCAGCUCACUGCAACCUCCGCCUCCCGAGUUCAAGCAAUUCUCCUUCCUCGGCCUCCUGAAUAGCUGAGAUUACAGGUGUCCACCACCACACACAGCUAAUUUUUGUAUUUUUAGUAGAGACGGGGUUUCACCAUGUUGGCCAGGCUGGUCUCGAACUCCUGACCUCGUGAUCUGCCCACCUUAGCCUCCCAAAGUGCUGGGAUUACAGGCGUGAGCCACUGUGCCCGGCCAAGUUUGGCAUUUCUUAAAAAGUUAAGUGUACACCUACCAUAGAUGUGAUCCAGCCACUUCACUCCUAGGUAUUCAGAAAAAAAUAUAUAUCCAUACAAAGACUUGUACAUAAAUGUUUAUAACAGCCUUAUUUUUAAUAGCCAAAAACUGGAGAAAAGCCAAAUGUGAAAAAUAAACCUGACAGGCAAAUAAACUGGUAUAUCGACAUCAUGGAAUACUAAGCAAACAAAAAAAAACAACAAAAAAAAACUAUGGAUA
Nomascus leucogenys (northern white-cheeked gibbon) is the source of this 4445-nucleotide messenger RNA. The record is from RefSeq and is a predicted model, not a curated record. Lineage: Eukaryota; Metazoa; Chordata; Mammalia; Primates; Hylobatidae.